AUUUUUUUUCUACAUUGGAAGUUGGUACAACGUACAACAUAGUGACAUUUUUGACUGACGUGGUCUUUAAGGUUAUGUUUAGUUUGUUUUAAAUUUUUGCCAACAAUGUUAUGAUUAGCAUAUAUUUUCGAUAAUUCAAAAUCACAUUUAUGGAAUUAGUACGUAUACUUUAUAAGAUUUAAUAGUUUCUCGUUAUGGGUACAGCAAUUAGCCGAAAUAUAGACUUAUCGACUAACGAAUACUGUAUAAAGUUUGUUAGUAAUAAUCCCAUUACAUUUAAUGAUCCAUUUUGGAAUAGAUUUUUAGCUUUUAAUAUCACGCCACCAAGUACCAGAAAUGAUCAAAUUUUGUUAGAAUCAAAAAUAGAACCGUUGUGUCAAGAGUUGUUGAAAAGCAAUUUAACUUCAGGAAAUUUAGGAACUUUAAUAAAAAUAUUUAUAAUUCGAUCGUCAGAAUUAUUAGGAGCAGCUGAUUCUAAUGCCAAUCUUUUCAGUUGGCAAAUAUUUAAUACGCUCUUUACAAUAAGAUGUUUCUUGAAAUUCUUAACAGAAGUUGUUACUGAUGAAGGACAGUUUGUUGAACAUAUUGAAGUAAAUGGAGAUGGAACAGUUUUGGAUGCAUUUAUUUCCUCGCUUUUUACAGUAAUCGUUGAUGUACCGGUAAAAGACUCUACAUAUCUUAUUCAUUUGGAAUGUGUAACUUGCCUGCUGAUUAUAUUGUCAGUACAGUUUCAUUUAGGUCAAAAGUCUGAUAGAAGUUUAAUUUACAAUGUUGUUAUGAAAGGCAAGCAUGUGAUCAGCACACCUAUUUUUAUUAAGUGUUUACUUACAAACUUUAUAAAUCAACAAAGUCCUGUCCCUGCUUAUGGCUCGAAUCAAGGACACAGUUUGGUUACAGGAUUAGCAAGUGAAAUAUGGUCUCUUCUGACAUUUAACAGGAAGUCAGAAGAUCAGGAUAAUCUAUCUGACCAAAGUGAAUUUCAAAAAGCACCUUUGGCUGUGCAAAGUUUGUUAUUGCUUUUAGUUUUGGUCCAUAAUUGGACAACAUUAAAUAACCCCUAUAGAUUAAGUUUAUUUUCAUGUUUGAAUCAAGAUAACAAUCCAAUUGCUCCUACCAAAGACAAUACAUUAUUUAAAAUUGAUUUUAAUUCACUGUAUUUAACACUUUGUAAAAAGGCUAAUGGAGAUGCACCAACAUUGUUACUUUAUUUGUUAUUACAUAGAAAUACUAGUUUUAAAAAAUAUCUCUUGCAAAGAAUGGACUUACAAGAAUUGAUAUUUCCAAUUUUAAAGACAUUAUACAAUGCACCAAACAGUCAUAGCCAUCAUAUUUAUAUGUCUCUCAUAAUAUUGCUUAUUUUGAGUGAAGAUGAUACAUUCAAUAAAAGCAUUCAUGAAACUAAACUGAAAAAUAUUACUUGGUAUACAGAGAGGCAAUUAACUGAGAUAUCUUUGGGUGGACUUCUCAUAUUAGUUAUUAUUAGAACGAUUCAGUACAAUAUGCUGAAAAUGAGAGAUAAAUACCUCCAUACAAAUUGCCUUGCAGCGUUGGCAAACAUGUCUUCACAAUUUCGAGAUUUGCACCCUUACGUUAGCCAGAGACUUGUGUCCUUAUUCGAGACAAUAGCAAAAAAAUAUCAAAAAUUAUCUAAAAGACUGGAAAAUAAUAAGACUAACGAAGCAAACGAGACAACUAUAACUAUUAAUCAGGACGCAGCUGAAUUAGAACAGGAUAUUAAUGUUUUAGAAGAAGUGUUAAGAAUGGUUUUAGAAAUCUUAAAUUCUGCAUUAUCAACGCAGUUGAUACAUAAUCCUAAUCUUAUUUAUACACUGCUGUACAAUAAGCAUGUGUUUGAAGCUUUUAAGGACAAUGUGGUGUUCCAAGAUAUAAUACACAAUAUAGAAAUUGUAAUAAAAUAUUUCUCCCAAAUAUUGGCUGACAAAAGUCAGCAAAAUGAAGUCGAUGCCCAGCAAGUUUUGCAAGUUAUUCAGCAAGGGGGGAAGUACUGGCCAAAGGAUAAAAUAACAAAAUUUCCUGAUCUAAAAUUCAAAUACGUAGAGGAGGAGCAGCCAGAAGAAUUCUUUAUUCCUUAUGUGUGGGAACUUGUAAGCCAACAGUCAAUAUUAAAUUGGAAUACCAGUUCCGCGACAAGCAUAGCAAUUUGCUAGCCAAAGAUAGAGUAGCCUUAAUUUAUUAACCUAUAUGUACAUAAAAAAAUAUAUAUUUUAGUAUUGGAAAAAAGAAGCUUUAAAUAAUUAUGGAAUUUAUCACUAUUAAAUAAAAUAACCUUGUUUUUCAUUAGUUGUACGAGGGACGGUCAUCAGUAGUAUAGUCUGUCCAACGAACCAAGAUGUCAACAGAAGACAUCCAAAAAAUGACAGGAAAUACAAUUUACCUGUGAAUUAAAAUGACAGACACACUGUCACUGUCAGGAAUUCUCCCGUUGGA
Messenger RNA from Sitophilus oryzae (rice weevil), 2448 nucleotides. RefSeq names its product dymeclin. Lineage: Eukaryota; Metazoa; Arthropoda; Insecta; Coleoptera; Curculionidae. Gene Ontology annotation, biological process: Golgi organization. Gene Ontology annotation, cellular component: Golgi apparatus. The record is from RefSeq and is a predicted model, not a curated record. The transcript is spliced from 8 exons. Bases 195 to 2168 code for a protein of 657 amino acids.